Molecule: messenger RNA, 1544 nt
Organism: Rhopilema esculentum
Lineage: Eukaryota; Metazoa; Cnidaria; Scyphozoa; Rhizostomeae; Rhizostomatidae
Source: RefSeq, a predicted model, not a curated record
UGCUCCACGGUUGACUUGGAAAACACUGUUUCAAUCAAAGGUAAAAUGUUAUUUGAAUUAAGCACCGCAUUGCAUUAUUGCCGUUGUUUCCUAGCAACGAUGACGACAGCUGUAACGUCAAUUCAACGAAGUGAACUGUUACCAAUUUUGUUGUUACUUUUCAACAAAUUCAUAACACGCAAAUUGUUCUUGUUGAAAAAGCUUUAGGAUCCUUUGCAGAGUAAGCUCCAUUUUGCUGUGAAGUGGAAGACGUAUUUGCUGUUGGAAAAAUUAAGAAAUUUGAAAUGGAAACUGACAGAAGAGACUCGGCCAUGCUUUCGAAUUCCGACGUCGAAAGAGCGGCAUUCAACGUUGGCCAAGACGAAAGAAAAGAGCUGCUCUCAAUUGGCCACUUUGCACAGAAUUUCGAUAAUUGUGAAAUAAAAAAAGAGGAAACCGAAGAACAAUUUGUCAAUGACGAAGAGAACGUCCUGGCAUUCAACGUUGGCCAACAAGAGAGGAAAGAGAUUUUCCCAAUUAACAACUAUGCACAGAAUGCCGAUAAAUGUGAAAUUAAAAAAGAGGAAGCCGAAGAACAAAUUGUCAAGGUCCAAGUUGGAAAAAACGUCCAGGAGUUGACAUUCACAAAAAGAAUUGGCGCCCUGAAGCGCGAUAUAUGCCACUCGUUCAACAUUAAAAAGAAAAGCAGAUUUGUCAUGCUGAACGAGAAUAAGAAGAAACUUUCAGAAAUAAGACCAGGGAUGACAAUUCUUUUAAAGUUCCUGCCGAAGAAAAAAGAACAUACGAUGAAGUUCUACUCCUCAAAUGGAACUACAUUCAACUUUUACGGUUGUUCGAUUGACAAUUUUUUUAUGGAAAUUUAGAACUUUUUCGUUUCUAUUUGCAUUUUUGAAUUGUUUGUUUAUAAUGUUUCGAUUAAUGUUAUUUUCCAAUUGUUGAAAUUACCUGAAUGAAAUGUUGAAAUUAAAAUUAAUGAAAUUAAUGAAAUUAUAUUUUCAUUAAAUGUUGAGAAAAGUUACCAUAUUUUGAUUGAUGUUCAAUACUCUGCUUAAUUUACCCUAGAGAAGGGUUGCAAUUUUUUAUUGGGUUACGGGAACAGUUUAUUGCCAAAACGGGGCAACUAGAAGAACUGUUUGACUACAGACACCUUGGGGGCCCGCCCCAAUGUAACAGCGCUAAAGACUCUACCGGUUUCAACCCAUCUCCUCCCCCUUUUCGUUUUCUCUUGGGGUAUUUUAUUUGACUAGUGCAGGGGCCAGCAAUGUAAGAAAGUUUUCUUCUACCCCCAUAGCCCCUUUUGUGGCAAACCUUUUCUUGACGCUGUUUUACUUGUGUACUGUUGUUCAAUGUAUUUUGUGUAAUCUAAAGUUUUCUCAAAAUGAAUAAUUUAGGCUGUUUUUCAUUAUUUUAGUUAGCGAAAACUAGGAAAGCCCUCUGUGGCACAGCCCUGUACUUUAAUGAGACUAUCGAACUAUUUUCGAUAAGACAAAUUCAUAUUUAUUGCAUCUUUUCACGCCAUAAUCAUUUCAAUCAAAGAAAAUGUC